Molecule: messenger RNA, 12663 nt
Organism: Doryrhamphus excisus (bluestripe pipefish)
Lineage: Eukaryota; Metazoa; Chordata; Actinopteri; Syngnathiformes; Syngnathidae
Source: RefSeq, a predicted model, not a curated record
ACAGGAAGUGGCGUGCCGUUCACCUUCUCGUCUCGGCGCCUCAGAGCCUUGAUGGCGAGCACGGAGGCGGCGAUGGUGAGGCAGAGCUCCAUGACGGACAGCACUAUCAGGACGCCGUUGAUGCCUCUCAGGAGCACCUCAGGAGAACCACAGAAGAUGUCAGCGGUGUUCCUCGGCAUGUCGUCCGGACUGCUCGGAUCCACCGGAGGAUGCUCCCCGUUCGGACGCCGCUGGGACGACCAUCGCUUGUUAUUUGGAUGUUGAGGGGAGAGAAAAAUGGCCACCGGCGAUGAAGGAGCAGCGGGAGCCGCGAUGACUUGCGGACGAACGCGUCGUAUGUAACCUAUAUGGAAGGACAUGGAGGGCCCCGCCCGGAGCUUUAAUCGACGCACCGCAGUCUCUCAUUCCGGGCCGAGUGUUUUCCUGUGACCGCUGCUGGCUGGGCGACCUUUGCCCUCAGCAAGCCGCUGAAGAUGAACAUGAUGAAGAGGAUCAUGGGGCGGCCGCGGCAGGAGGAGUGCAGCCCGCAGGACAACGCCCUGGGCCUGAUGCACCUUCGCCGCCUCUUCUCCGAGCUGUGCCACCCUCCUCGCCACAUGACCCAGAAGGAGCAGGAGGAGAAGCUCUACAUGAUGCUGCCCGUCUUUUACCGGGUGUUCGGGAACGCGCCGCCCAGCAGCAUGACGGAGAAGUUCUCGGACCUGCUGCAGUUCACCACGCAGGUGUCGCGACUCAUGGUGACCGAGAUCAGGCGGAGAGCCUCCAACAAGUCCACCGAGGCGGCCAGUCGAGCCAUCGUUCACUUCCUGGAGGUGAACCAGAGUGAGGAGGCCAGUCGUGGCUGGAUGCUCCUCACCACCAUCAACCUGCUGGCCUCCUCCGGGCAGAAAACGGUGGACUGCAUGACGACCAUGUCGGUGCCCUCCACGCUGGUCAAAUGUCUCUACCUGUUCUUCGACCUCCCCCACAUGGCCGAGGCCCCCGUCGGGCCCGCCCCGGCCCCACCGCCUCCGCCCCCGCCGCCCUCCUCCCAGGAGAAGACGCCGGCCCCGGGCCACGCCCCCACAGAGCCGCCCCUGGCCGACCGCAGAGCGCUGCUCCAGAAGGUGUUUGUCCAGAUCCUGGUCAAGCUGUGCACCUUCGUGUCGCCGGCCGAGGAGCUGGCCCAGAAGGACGACCUCCACCUGCUGUUCAGCGCCAUCACUUCCUGGUGCCCCCCCCACAACCUGCCCUGGAGGAGGAGCGCCGGCGAGGUCCUCACCACCAUCUCCCGACACGGCCUCAGCGUCAACGUGGUCAAGUACAUCCACGAGAAAAAAUGCCUGGCCACGUGCGUGCAGAACAUGCAGCAGUCGGACGACCUUUCCCCUCUGGAGAUCGUGGAGAUGUUCGCCGGCCUCUCCUGCUUCCUCAAGGACUCCAGCGACGUGUCGCAGACGCUGCUGGACGACUUCCGAAUGUGCCAAGGCUACAACUUCCUGUGCAAUCUCAUGCUCAGGUUGGAGCAGGCCAAGGAGGACGAGUCCAGAGACGCCCUGAAGGACCUGGUCAACCUGGUCACAUGUCUGACCACGUACGGCGUGACCGAGCUCAAGCCGGCCGGACUGACCACCGGCGCCCCCUUCCUGCUGCCCGGCUUCGUUCUCCCGCAGCCAUCUGGCAAAGGCCACACAGUCCGCAACAUCCAGGCCUUCUCGGUGCUGCAGAACGCCUUCCUGCAAGCAAAGACCAGCCGUCUGGCCUGCAUGCUGCUGGACGCGGUGGGCAACAUCUACGGCGCCGAGCCGGCCAACUACUUCAUCCUGGAGUCCCAGCACACGCUCUCGCAGUUUGCCGAGCGGGUGGCCAAGCUCCCCGAGGCCCAGGCCAAGUACUUCGAGCUGCUGGAGUUUGUGGUCUUCAGCCUCAACUACGUGCCGUGCAAGGAGCUGUUCAGCGUCAGCGUGCUGCUCAAGGCCAGCACCUCGCACGCCUGCAGCAUCACGGCCGUGCGCACGCUGCUCAAGCUGGCGCGCCACGACCUGGUCUUCAGCGACGUGCUGAGGGAGGUGGGCCUGCUGGAGGUGCUGGUCAACCUGCUGCACAAGUACGCCGCCUUGCUUAAGGACCCGGCCGCGCAGCAGCAGCACCAGCCGCCUCAAGACAACGACCAGGCCGAGUGUAAAAACAACACCGUGGCCGAGGAGCAGAAGCAGCUGGCCUGGCUGGUCAUGGAGACGCUGACGGUGCUCCUGCAAGGCUCGCACACCAUGAACACCAACGCAGCGCUGUUCCGGGAGUUUGGGGGCGCCCGCUGCGUGCACAACAUCGUCAAGUACCGCCAGUGCCGGGAGCACGCCCUGCUCAUCAUCCAGCAGCUGGUCCUGUCGCCCAGCGGGGACGACGACAUGGGCACCCUGCUGGGCCUCAUGCACUCGGCGCCGCCCCGCGAGCUCCAGCUCAAGACGGACAUACUGCGGGCUCUGCUGGCUGUGCUGCGCGAGAGCCACCGCACGCGCACCGUCUUCCGCAAGGUGGGCGGCUUCGUGUACGUCACCUCGCUGCUGGUGGCCAUGGAGCGCUCGCUGUGCCAGCCGCCCCGGCUGGGCUGGGAGCGCGUCAACCAGAACCAGGUCUUCGAGCUGCUGCACACCGUCUUCUGCACGCUCACGGCCGCCAUGCGCUACGAGCCCGCCAACUCCCACUUCUUCCGAACGGAGAUCCAGUAUGAGAAGCUGGCAGACGCCGUGAGGCUGCUGGGCUGCUUCUCCGACGUCAAGAAACUGGGCCCGACGGGCGUCUUCCCGUCCAACUCGGAGCCCUUCCAGAGGCUCCUGGAAGAGGAGGCCGCUCCCGGAGGAGAGAGCGUGUGUCCGACCCUCAAACACUGCGGCAAGCUCUUCAUCUACAUGUACAAGAUGGCCACCGACUCCUUCGACAGCCGGGCGGAGCAGGUUCCUCCCUGCCUGACUCACGAGACCUCGCUGCCCUCGCCGUGGGGCACCCCCGCCCUCGCCAGGAAGAGACACGGCUACCACGGUUCAUCGGGCCCUCCGGCGCCAAUCAAGCUGCUCAGCGACCUGAAGCUGCACGUGCCCGGCCCCUCCUCGUCUUCCAGCGAGAUGGUGGUCAUCCACCCGGGGGGCGUCCUCGCCAUUCUCGACCUGCUGCCCUCCGUCUGCUCCGACAGCCAACCUGAGCACGCCCUCGACCUUCAGCUGGCGGUGGCCAACAUCCUGCAGCUGCUGGUCAACAGCGAGAGGAACCAGCAGGUCCUGUGCGAGGCGUCCCUCCAUCAGCGGCUGCUGCUGCGCUGCAGCCAGGCUCUGGGCGACGAGGACCACCCGCUGCACCCCCCGCUGCAGCGCAUGUUCGAGAGGCUGGCCUCGCAGGCGCUGCAGCCAAUGGCGCUCAGGGAGUUUCUGCGUCUGGGAAACCCGCUGAACUGCGGCGCGUGGGACAAGAAGCUGCUGAAGCAGUACCGCGUGCACAAGCCCAGCUCGCUCAGCUACGACGCCGAGAUGAGAAGCAGCAUGACCACGUCCAUGGAGGGCUUCGGCGCCGACAGCGUCUUCGCCACGCCGGCCGAGGACAACGGGCAGUACCGCAUCAGCCGCAGCCUGGUGCGCUCGGCCGAGGGCAGCACGGUGCCCCUGACCCGCGUCAAGUGCCUGGUGUCCAUGACCACGCCCCACGACAUCCGCCUGCACGGCUCGGCCGACACGCCCGCCUUCGUGGAGUUCGACACCUCGCUGGAGGGCUUCGGGUGUUUGUUCCUGCCCAGUCUGGCGCCCCACAACGCCCCCACCAACAACGCCAACGCCUCGGGGGUCAGUGACGGGGCGGUGCUGAGCGGGAUGGGCGCAGGGGAGCGCUUGUUCCCCCCACCCUCCGGCCUCAGCUACUCCACCUGGUUCUGCGUGGAGCGCUUCAGCGGGGCGCCUCAGGCCCACCCGGUGCGCCUGCUGACGGUGGUGCGACGGGCCAACUCCUCGGAGCAGCACUACGUGUGCUUGGCCGUGGUGCUGUCGGCCAAGGACCGCUCGCUCACCGUGUCCACCAAGGAGGAGCUGCUGCAGUCGUACUCGGACGAGUCCAGCGAGGAAGCGUCCUUCUACGAGAUCCUGCCCUGCUGCGCCCGGUUCCGCUGCGGCGAGCUCAUCGUGGAGGGCCAGUGGCACCACCUGGUGUUGGUGAUGAGCAAGGGCAUGCUGAAGAACAGCAUGGCCACCCUCUACCUGGACGGACAGCUCAUCAACACCGUCAAGCUUCACUACGUCCACAGCGUCCCGGGAGGCUCCGGCUCCGCCAACCCGCCGGUGGUCAGCACGGUGUACGGCUACGUGGGCACGCCGCCGGCUCAGCGCCAGCUCUCCGGCCUGGUGUGGCGCCUGGGUCCCAGCCACUUCCUGGAGGAGGUCCUGCCCGCCGCCAGCGUCACCGCCAUCUUCGACCUGGGACCCACCAACGUGGGGAGCCUGCAGGCCGUCUACCCGCCCUGUAAGGACUCCAAGACGGAGAUGACGCCGGCCGCCCCCGUGGCGCUGGUGCCGGAGGAGAAGGUGUCGUUCAGCCUCUACGCCGUCUCCGUCUCCACCCUGACGGUGGCCAAGAUCAGGAAAGUCUACAACAAACUGGACAGCAAGGCCAUCGCCAAGCAGCUCGCCGUGUCGUCUCAUGACAACGCCACGCCGGUCAAGCUGAUCCAUAACGCCGCCGGCCACCUCAACGGACCGGCUCGCACCGUCGGGGCCGCGGUCAUCGGCUACUUAGGCGUGCGCGCCUUCUCCCCCAAGCCCGUCGCCACCAACCUGCAGUACGUGGGCGGGGCGGCAGCCAUCUUGGGCCUGGUGGCCAUGGCGUCCGACGUGGAGGGUCUGUACGCGGCGGUCAAAGCGCUGGUGUGCGUGGUGAAGAGCAACCCGCUGGCCAGCAAGGAGAUGGAACGCAUCAAGGGAUACCAGCUGUUGGCCAUGCUGCUGAAGAAGAAGCGCUCGCUGCUCAACAGCCACAUCCUCCAUCUCACCUUCUCCCUGGUGGGCACGGUGGACAGCGGCCACGAGACCUCCAUCAUCCCCAACUCCACCGCCUUCCAAGACCUCCUCUGCGACUUUGAGGUUUGGCUGCACGCUCCCUACGAGCUCCACCUGUCCCUCUUUGAGCAUUUCAUCGAACUGCUGACCGAAUCCAGCGAGGCGGCCAAAAACGCCAAACUUCUGCGGGAGUUCCAGCUCAUUCCCAGGCUGCUGCUGACCCUGAGGGAUGCCUCCCUGUCGCAGCCCACCGUGGCCGCCAUCAGCAACGUGCUGAGUCUGCUGCUGCAGGGCUUCCCCAACCCUUACGACCUGCUGCGGUUCGGCCAGUUCAUCUCUUCCACUCUGCCCACCUUUGCCGUGUUUGAGAAGUUUGUGGUCAUGGAGGUCAACAACGAGGAGAAGAUGGAUGGAGGUAACGACGACGACUUUGGGGGCCUCCUGUCCGCCAACCUGAUUCUGCUGAGGAACCGCCUGUUGGACAACCUGCUACGACUCCUUUUCACCAGCAAGGAGAAGUGCACAGUCAACGCACAGGCGUGCGAGGAACUGGUGCGCACUCUGGGCUUCGACUGGCUCCUGAUGUUCAUGGAGGAGCACCUCCACUCCAGCACGGUGGCGGCCGCUCUGUGGAUCCUGGUGGUCCUGCUCUCAAACCAGUCCACCCUCAACCGCUUCAAGGAGGGCCUGUGCGGCGGGGGCUGGCUGGACCACACCGACUCGGUCCUGACCAACAAGAUCGGCACGGUGCUGGGCUUCAACGUGGGCCGCAGCGCCGGGGGCCGCUCCACCGUGCGGGAGAUCAACCGGGACGCCUGCCACUUCCCGGGAUUCCCGGUGCUGCAGACGCUGCUUCCCAAGCACACCAACGUGCCGGAGCUCUACUUCCUGUUGAUGGCGCUCUUCCUGCAGCAGCCCGUCACCGAGCUGCCAGACAGCCUGCAGGUACAUUUUGACCUGGACUCCAUCUGGACCUUCAUCUUCGGGCUGCCGGCCUCCAGCGGGACGGUGGUGGGGUCCAUCCACAGCGUGUGCACCGAGGCCGCCUUCCUGCUGCUCGCCAUGCUGCGGAGCAUGCUCAACCUGCCAUGGCAGUCAGAAGAGGAGGGGUCCUGGCUCCGGGAGUACCCGGUGACGCUCAUGCAGUUCUUUCGCUACCUGUACCACAACGUCGCCGACCUGGCGCCCAUGUGGCACAGCCCCGAGUUCCUGUGCGCCCUGGCCGCCACCGUCUUCCCCUUCAACAUGCGACCGUACUCGGAGAUGGUCAGCGACCUGGACGACGAAGCCGGGUCGCCCAUCGAGGAGUUCAAGUCCUUUGCGGCGGACUCGGGGAUGAACCGCAGCCAGUCGGAGUACUGCAACGUGGGCUCCAAGACCUCGCUGACCAACCACCCCGCCAAGAAGUACGUCUUCGACUUCAUGAGGGUCCUCAUCAUGGACAACCUGUGCGUGACGCCCGCCAGCAAGCAGACGCCCGUCGUGGACCUGCUGCUGGAGGCGUCCCCGGAGCGUUCCACCAGAACUCAGCAGAAGGAGUUCCAGUCCAACAUCCUGGACGGCGUCAUGGAGCACCUGCUGGCCGCCGACGUUCUACUCGGCGAGGACUCCACGCUGCCCCUCAGCAGUGGCGGCAGCUACCACACCCUGGUCCACAACGUCUUCUACUUCAGCCAGCGUGUGGUGGACAAGCUGUGGCAGGGCUUGUUCAACAAGGACUCCAAGCUGGUGGUGGACUUCAUCGUGCAGCUCAUAGCGCAGUCCAAGAGACGCUCGCAGGGUCUGUCGCUGGACCCCAUCUACCACUGCCUGAACCGCACCGUGCUCUACCAGCUCUGCCGCCCCCACAAGACGGUGGCCCAGCAGGUGGCGCUGCUGGACGCCCUGCGGGUGCUCACCGUCAACCGGAACCUGGUUCUGGGGCCGGGCAACCACGACCAGGACUUUGUGGCCUGCCUGGCUCACUGCUUCAUCUGCCUGCACUCUGGGAGCGGCGUGGAGGGCUUCGGUUUGGAGGCGGAGGCCAGGAUGACCACGUGGCACGUCAUGAUGUCCCCGGAGAACGAGAACGACGCGGCCAAUAACCACGACGUCAGCGAGGGGCGACAGCUCCUGCUGAAGGCGGUGAACCGCGUGUGGACGGAGCUGAUGCACAGCAAGCGUCAGAUGCUGGAGGACAUCUUCAAGGUGUCUCUGCCCUGCAACGACAGGGGACACGUGGACAUCGUCACGGCCCGCCCCGCCCUGGAGGAGCCCGCCCUCAAGAGCUGGCAGAACCACCUGGUUCACGAGAAGAAGUGCAUCAGCCGCGGCGAGGCGGUGGCGCCGGCCAACCAGUCCAAGCUGUCCCGGGUGAGCAGCGGCUUCGCCCUGUCCAAGCUGACGGGCGUGCGGCGCAACAAGAAGGAGAACAGCCUCAACAAGAACAGCCUCUCGGCGCAGGAAGCUUUCCAGUGGAUGUUCACGCACAUCGCCGUGGUCCGAGACCUGGUGGCCUUGCAGUACAAAGAACAUCAAGAGCGGCAGCAGAACGCCCUCAAGUACGUGACGGAGGAGUGGGCGUCCAUCGAGUACGAGCUGCUGCGCGAGCGGGGCCUCUGGGGGCCCCCCAUCGGCUCCCACCUGGACAAGUUCGUGCUGGAGAUGACGGAGGGCCCGUGUCGCAUGAGGAAGAAGAUGGUGCGCAACGACAUGUUCUACAUCCACUACCCGUACAUACCAGACACCGACAACAACACCCACUCGGCUCAGAAGCCCGUACGCUACCGCCGCGCCAUCAGCUACGACAGCAAGGAGUACUACGUGCGGCUGCUGUCGGGCAACCCGGGCAUGUACCAGCACUCGGUGGAGCACAGCACCGAGGGGGAGACGGCGCCGCACGAGCCCGAGCACGGCGAGGACACCAUCGCCAGGGUCAAAGGCCUGGUCAAGGCGCCCCUCAAGAGGUCUCGCUCCACGGCGGACGGCGGCGACGAGGACGGCCAGGAUCAGAUCCAGGAGCCGCCGCUGGAGUCGGGGGGGCCCGAGGAGGAGCAGCGGACCGACAACACGUCUCUGCUGCGCCUCCUGGAGGAGGGCGAGAAGAUCCAGCACAUGUACCGCUGUGCCCGCGUGCAGGGCUUGGACACCAGCGAGGGUCUGCUGCUGUUCGGCAAGGAGCACUUCUACGUCAUCGACGGCUACACCAUGACCGUGUCCAGGGAGAUCAGGGACAUCGACACCCUGCCCCCCAAUUUGCACGAGGCCAUCAUCCCCCGAGGAGCCAGGCAAGGUCAAAGCCAGCUGAAGCGAACGUGCAGCAUCUUCGCCUACGAGGACAUCAAGGAAGUACACAAGCGACGCUACCUGCUCCAGCCGAUGGCGGUGGAGGUGUUCUCAGCAGACGGGAGGAACUACUUGUUGGCUUUCCAAAAAGGAGUCCGCAACAAAGUCUACCAAAGGUUCCUCGCGGUGGUGCCGUCGCUGGCGGACAGUUCAGAGUCUGUGUCGGGACAGAGACCCAACACCAGCGUGGAGCAGGGGUCGGGUCUCCUCAGCACCCUGGUGGGAGAGAAGUCUGUGACUCAGAGGUGGGAGCGGGGGGAGAUCAGUAACUUCCAGUACCUGAUGCAUCUCAACACGCUGGCGGGACGCUCCUACAACGACCUGAUGCAGUACCCCGUCUUCCCUUGGAUCCUGGCCGACUUCGACUCCGAGGAGCUGGACCUGAGCAACCCGAAGACCUUCCGGAACCUGGCCAAGCCGAUGGGAGCUCAGACCGACGACAGGCUGACCCAGUACAAGAAGCGCUACAAGGACUGGGAGGACCCCAACGGAGAAACUCCCGCCUACCACUACGGCACCCACUACUCCUCCGCCAUGAUCGUGGCCUCCUACCUGGUGCGCAUGGAGCCCUUCACCCAGAUCUUCCUCAGACUCCAGGGAGGACAUUUCGACCUGGCCGACAGGAUGUUCCACAGCGUGCGCGAAGCCUGGCUCUCCGCCUCCAAGCACAACAUGGCCGACGUCAAGGAGCUCAUCCCGGAGUUCUUCUACCUGCCCGAGUUCCUGCUCAACUCCAACAACUUUGACCUGGGCGCCAAGCAGAACGGCACCAAGCUGGGUGACGUUAUCCUGCCUCCUUGGGCCAAGGGCGACCCGCGGGAGUUCAUCCGGGUCCACAGAGAGGCGCUGGAGUGCGACUACGUGUCGGCUCACCUCCACGAGUGGAUCGACCUGAUCUUCGGCUACAAGCAGCAGGGACCGCCCGCCGUGGAGGCGGUCAACGUCUUCCACCACCUGUUCUACGAGGGCCAGGUGGACAUCUACAACAUCAACGACCCGCUCAAGGAGACGGCCACCAUCGGGUUCAUCAACAACUUCGGACAGAUCCCCAAGCAGCUGUUCAAGAAGCCCCACCCUCCAAAACGAGUCCGCAGUAAAGCCAACGGUGAGAUGGCCAACGUUCCGCCGAGCUCCACCAGCGACAAGAUCUUUUUUUACCACCUGGACAACCUCAGACCUUCGCUUGCGCCCGUCAAAGAGCUGAAAGAGCCCGUGGGUCAGAUCGUGUGCACGGACAAAGGCAUCCUUGCCGUGGAGCAAAACAAAGUCCUGGUUCCGCCCACGUGGAACAAGGCCUUCGCGUGGGGCUACGCCGACCUCAGCUGCCGCCUGGCCAACUACGAGUCCGACAAGGCGUUGGUGGUUUACGAGUGCCUGUCCGAGUGGGCCCAGAUCCUGUGCGCCAUCUGCCCCAACCCCAAGCUGGUCAUCACGGGCGGGACCAGCACCGCCAUCUGCGUCUGGGAGAUGGGGACGUCCAAAGAGCGGGCCAAGUCCCUCACACUCAAACAGGCGCUGCUGGGUCACACGGACGCCGUCACAUGUCUGACCGCGUCGUCGGCGUACCACAUCGUGGUGAGCGGGUCCCGGGACAGAACGUGCAUCGUGUGGGACCUCAACAAGCUGUCCUUCGUCACGCAGCUCAGGGGCCACCGGGCCCCCGUCUCCGCCCUGUGCAUCAACGAGCUAACGGGUGACAUCGUGUCAUGCGCCGGCACCCACAUCCACGUGUGGAGCAUCAACGGGAGCCCCAUCGCCAGCGCCAACACCUUCACCGGACGCAGUCAGCAGAUCUCCUGCUGCUGCGUCUCCGAGAUGAACGAGUGGGACACGCAGAACGUCAUCGUCACCGGGCACUCGGACGGCGUCGUCAGGUUCUGGAGGAUGGAGUUCCUCCAAGUCCCGGAGACCCCCGCCCCCGAACCCGUGGAGCCCGACGUUCCCGACUGCUGCGGCGACGAGAAGCUGGAGGGCGGCACCGGGGGCGGCGGCGGCACCGGGGGCGGUGCCAACGGAGACGACGACAGCAGCGAGUCGGACGGGGACGAAGGCAGUCUGAGUCAGGAACACAAGAGCCCCCGCAACCCGUCUAGUGGGGGGGGGAGUCAGCCCGGCAGCGCCGUGCACAGACCCCGAGGCCCGUCGGCGCGCGCGGGGGCGUCGUGGUCGAUGGACAGCGGCUCGGAUGAUUCCCACCGCUGGUCCGAUAGCCUCAGCAUCGACGAGAAGGACGGCUUCGUCUUCGUCAACUACUCGGAGGGACAACAACACGGCAAGGGCCCGGCGCACCCCCACCAGGCGCCCCACCAGGCGCCCCCCAACGCCGUCACCCACCUCCUUCACCCCCCCGCCGCGGAGGCGCGCACGUACAACCAGCUGAGGGCAGGCUACCGGUGGGAACGCCAGCUGGUGUUCCGCAGCAAGCUGACCAUGCACACCGCCUUCGACCGCAAAGACAACGCGCAGCCCGCCGACAUCACCUCGCUCGCCAUCUCCAAGGACCACAGCAAGAUCCUGGUGGGCGACGGACGGGGGCGUGUCUUCAGCUGGUCGGUCAGCGACCAACCGGGUCGCUCGGCCGCCGACCACUGGGUGAAGGACGAGGUGGUGGACAGCUGCUCCGGGUGCGCCGUGCGCUUCUCCCUCACCGAGCGACGCCACCACUGCCGGAACUGCGGGCAGCUCUUCUGCCAGAAGUGCAGCCGCUUCCAGUCGGAGAUCCGGAGGCUCAAGAUCUCGUCCCCGGUGCGCGUUUGUCAGAACUGCUACUACAACCUGCAACACGAGCGUGGCAACGGGGGGGGCGGCGAGGACAAGAACUGACGAGCCCCCCCCAGCCCCAGCCCCACCCCCACCCCCAACAAACUUGUGGAUAUUGUACAUAGCAGGAGAGACCUUUUUAACUGAAGCAAGAGAGCGUCAUAACAACCACACACCACAGGAGGGCGCCAUUGCGGCAAUGAAUGUCACUACUUCAUAUGUCACUACUCCUUAUGCAAAACCUGCCUUUUUUUUUUUUUUUUUGCCAAAUCAGCAAAAUUAUUUUGUUCUUGAAAACCUAAGUUGCUGCUUCCUGAAGACUGGACAAGAAAUCCUUUCAGGUUUUUUUUUUUUUUUUUUUUUAUAGAUAUAUAUUAAAAAAAAUAAUCAUAUCUCUAUCUUUAUCUUUAUCUGCAGAUGUUUAACAAAGUGCACGUCACGUAUCGUCCGUUGUAGCCGCGCCGUUUAGUUACUGUACAGACUUUUCUACCAAAAGGGACUCUUGUGUAUUGUCGUUUUUCUUUUUAAUAUAUCGUUUUGUUAACUCCGCCCGAGCGCAGCCACGCCUCCCCAUUUCCCAAGCUUCUUUUGUGCCAAAAAUUUGACUGAAAACGCUUAAAAUAAAAUAAAAUAAAAUAAAAUAAAAUAAAAUAAAAUAAAACCGUGCCACGUGUUAUUAUUGUGGUCGUCACCACUAGACGGAGCUUCAGGAGCUUCUCACCGUAAUUUCACUUUUUUUUUAAAUUUUUUUGGCACAAAUGGAAGCAGCUUGACGAGGCGACCCGCGUUUCCUCCACAUACUCGUUCCGAGUAACGGCGCCGUACUGUAAGUUAGCGUGCAAUCAGGCCGCAAUCAGGCCGUCGUGUUUUUGUUUUUAUAUGAAAUACAUUUUAACACAGCAUUUGACGGCAGAGACAGGAAGUGUACAAAGUAUUUAUGCAAUUUUUUUUUUUUUUUUUUUUGAAGAGGAAUACCAUGCAUGUGGAUGGCAUUACUUCCUGUCCUCUUCUUCUUUGCUGCUUUUGGGGAAAUAAGACUUCCUUUAUGUCCCUCAACACUCGGAAUUAUUAUUUUUGGGGGUUGGAAUUCUUUCCAGAACAAACACGGACAAUACGGACAGAUGGAGAGACGAGCAAGGAAGAACAAAGUAAAAGGAUAUUUGCUACGAGGUUAGCGGGACAAUACUACAGUAUCCGGUGUGCAAUCUGUGAUAGAUGAAUGUUUCUUCUUGUAUAUUUGUGUUCACAUGCAACAGGAGGAGAAAAAAAAAAAAAAAACGAUGUUGUAACACCUCCACCCGCCCCCCGCCCCCCCACCCAUCACGGAAACAAGAUGAUACCGUAAUGCAAUAGGUCUGGUACUUUUCCAUUUAAUUUCAAUAAAUACUUGCUGUUUACCACCAAGUCUGACUUUCAGGCCUACAUUUGCAUUGACAUGGUAAACUUACCGCCACCUUGUGGACUUCAUGAGAAGUACAUGAAUGGAUUUACACUGAGGAUAAAUAUGGACAUUCAUUCACCCAAUUUAUUCAAACUCAGGAAAAAAAACAUUAAAAAAACACAGAAU